This is a messenger RNA of Aaosphaeria arxii CBS 175.79, 5084 nucleotides long. RefSeq lists its product as uncharacterized. Gene Ontology annotation, molecular function: protein binding. The transcript is spliced from 6 exons. Bases 70 to 4971 code for a protein of 1633 amino acids. NCBI's taxonomy places the organism in Eukaryota, Fungi, Ascomycota, Dothideomycetes, Pleosporales. The record is from RefSeq and is a predicted model, not a curated record.
CUCUAAUUGCUGUUUCUUUUCUUACUUCAAUUCCUAGAGUGCCCUGCCGAGUGCAUAGGCAGCUUCAAAAUGGGCGCAGACGGUCCCCAAAGCGAGGCCACCGACCUUGGUGCGCUAUGGACCAAAGCCAUCCUCGACUACAAGAACAAGACCGGCACAGAUCUAACGCACAUGAAGGCGAUGAGCAUGAGCCAGGUCCAGCAGAAUGCAGAGGGUAGCAUGCAGAAAUUCAAGUCCUUCCGUCACGGGGGCGGUAAGAUGGAUAAGGUGCGGACUGCAUUCGGGAACCAUCUCGACGCCAUGCAGAAAUGCAUGGCUGGAAUCGAAGCAGUCGGUGCGGCCGCGGGAGCGUUUCCGCCAGCGAUGCCUGUUGGGCUCAUCUUCAUGGCUGCUGGACGUUUGCUAGCGGCAUUUGCGGGCGUUAAGGCGGAUUACGACAAAGUCGAGCAGUUUUUCGCUGUCUCGAAUCGCUUCUUUGAUCGCCUGUCGUUGAUCGAAAAUAAAGGCGCCGGACAUGGUCCGAUGAUGCGAGCGAUUGUGCGCGUCUUCUCUGCGCAGCUCUCGAUAUGCGGGACGGUCGAGGCGAAGAUUAAGGAGAGCGCUUCUCGAUUGAAGCAAUUCUUCAACAACCUCUGGAACAUGGAGGAUCCAGAACUUGCAGGCCAGUACGGCAGCAUGCAAAACGCAAUCGAAGAGCUCGACCAGACAGUUGGCUACGCCAGCUAUGCCGCGAUUAAGGACACGCAGGAUGUGACUGAGGAGAUGAGCUCCAGCAUUGACGAAAUCGAUGCAAACAUCAAGAAGUUCCGUGACCAAUUGGGACAAGACGUGCAAAAGCUUUAUGAAAGUAGCCUCGACAUCAAAGCCGAAAUCAGCGUUCUUCGCACUGACCAGCGGGCGGGAUUCUCUUUUGUGACCGAGCAGAAUAGUACUUACCACGCUGAAACAAUCAAACUCUUGAAGAGUAUACAGUCGACGCAGCUAGAGAAGAGUAGACCCGUUGGUCAGGGAAGCAAGGCCAAACAGCAGAAAGGUUCCGGCAAAGGUGAUGCUGGAGACAAGAAGAACAAGGCGCUCAAAGGCAUCAAGAACUUUUUCGACGGGAAAUCGGAGGUUUUCCCUGAAUGGAGAGAUGCGCACAAAGAGAAUGCUGCCCAGAAUCGGGAGAUGAAAGAGUCGUGCAUUGCCAAAACCGGUGAUUGGCUCUUGGAGACUGAAGAGUUCCAGAGCUGGUCAGACGGCAAGAAUCCAUUCCUCUGGCUGCACGGCUCGGAGGGAAUAGGAAAGUCGUUUUUGGUGCAGGCAGCGCUGCAGAAGUUGUCCGCCAGAGAAGACGCCACGGUCGCGUACUUCUACUUCAAGGAAGACUUUGCCUAUCUGCAGUCAGUCCAGAAUGCUUUCGCCAGCGUGGCCAUGCAAAUCGCAGAGCAAGAUGCGAAGUAUGCUGAAUCGGUUGCUGCCAAGUUGAAAGACGCGGAUAGCUCCCCAGACACGCCCACCUGGAAGCGUUUCUUCCUCCAGCCUUUCCCGUCCAGCUCCAGCAAUACGGAGCAAUUGUUCAUCAUUUUCGAUGGCCUGGACGAAGCUCCCGAGCAGCAAAGGCAGGCUUUGCUAGAAUUCGUGGACAACCUCAAGGAAGAAGCUUCAAGGGUUCAUGUCAUGGUCACCAGCCAGCCUACCAGUCUGAACAACGUCGAAGAACUCAACCCGCUCACUUUGGAGGUCACGAAGGAGCUGAUGACGCAAGACAUUCGAUACUUGGUUCGUGAUCGGUUGAAAUCUCUAGCUCGCCUUAGGAAAUUCAGCCUUCCUACGAAGAAAUACAUUCGGAAGAGAGUCGUUGCCCAAGCCGAUGGAAUGCUGUACGUUGAACACAUGCUUCGCCGCCUGUCGUAUAUUGGACGAGAGGGCGCCGUUCGAAAGGAUCUCGAGAACAUGCCCGAGAACUUACACGCCCUUUACAAGCUCAUGCUUGACGAAUGCCGUCGGUAUCGAACGCCAGAGCAGUACGAAGCUCUGAAGAAACUGUUCGCCUGGCUCGCGUUCUCAAAGCGCUCGCUCAGUCUUGCAGAAGCAUCCGAGCUUGUCAAACUUACCAUCAAGGAUAAAGACGACGACUUCGACGUCGAGGCAGAGACAAUCGGUAGAUCUGCUAGGCUCUUAGAACUGUCGGGCCCGCGCACCGCUGAGGACGAGACGAAAGACGAGACAAAGGAUGACGAUAACGAUGACGAAGGAGAAGACCAGAUCACCGAGAUCGACGACAAGGAACGAUCAAUCACCUUCCAAGAACGAUCGCUCCGACAGUACUUCAAAGCCCUCAGCGUCGAAGAAAACCACGGCGAAGAGCUCCGGACUCCAGCCUCUGCCGCCCACUUGACGAUCCUGACAAUGUGCAUCGACGUCCUCAUGGACUCUGCAAAACUGGGCGUCACUGCACCCGAUGAUUCGAUCCUCGAAAUCAGGGGCUACGCUCUCAAAUUCUGGCACGAGCACUUCAACGAAAUCGAUCUAGAGUCCGCGUCAGGUGAGGAUCUCGCGCGCGUCCUAGCCACCCUCAAGAAAGUCCUCACAAAUGAGAACAACAUCGCAAACCUGUUCCAAAGGACAAUCUACGCCGCAACAGCGUACCCCGAGAGGAGUGAGGAGGGUACACGCCCAUGGUACGACCGAGUGCAGCCGUGGGCUGCGAAGGCCGUGACGAACUCCCCUCCCGAACUCGAUCCUGAAGUGAAGAGCUGGGCCGCCGACAUUGCUGGGGACUCCGGCGAACUCCUACUCCCUCUCGCACAGGGACACUUGAACGAUUGGAUCGUGCAGAACGAAGCUUUCUUCCUUGGCGAAGCGUACCUCUUCGCGCAGGAGACCUUAAAGCUGUGCAAUAGAUUCACGCCCGCCGAAGACGACCCGAAGGCAGAAAUCUUCUCGAUCCUCAAUGCGUUUGGCGAGAGAGAAGAGAACUUCCAGACUCUGCGCGCCAUCGGAUUUCAGCUCGACAACGCGUCAACGACGUUGGAAGACGAGCGCAAAUUAGAGGUCCAACAGGAAGCAAUCGACUACCUCAACAAGAGCAUCGAAACGACAGGAGAUGAUUUCUUCGAGAAGAGCGCCACGUACAUGCUUCUCAUCUUGUGUUACGCCCGCAAGUUAGACUGGCAAAAGGCGAUCGACAGUACCGAGAACUCCCUCUUGUACUUCAAGAAGGCACAUGAAGGCGCAACGCCGGAAAAACUAAAGGUCCUCGAGGGGUUUGUCUACGAAUGGUGGUUCUACACGGAGAAGGCUGGUUACCUGGAUAAGGCGGGCAGCAAGGACGAGGCAUUGGAAAUGUACAACGAAGCCAGGAGAUUGGUCAGCAGCACCAAGGAGGAGAUCCUCGAUGGUUGGUAUCUCGACGAGAUCACGAGAAUCCUAGACGAGUCUGUCGAUCCUGACGGCCAACGCUUGAUGAAGGUUCUGAAAGAAUGGACCGAGAAAGAGCGGAACGCAUGGGUCACCUACUGCAUUAACUUGAAUCUCGGCAUCGACGUCUUGGGCAGGAUGUAUCGCGCCGCGAAGUUGACCGGGGAGAUGGAUCUCGUGAUCGAAUGGUUGGUCACCAUCGAGAAGACGAUCCCGCCCAAAUCCUUCCUCGCCUUCAAGUUCAAGUUGACGUUGGCGGAGGUGCAUUCCAAAGUCCUCAAGGACGACGAGAAGGCGAAAGAAGCGCUCCACGCCGCGUUGGAAAUGCACCCCAAAGUCGACGGCAGCGACGAGGACGCCGUGACAUUUUUCAUCUCAUCCGCUCGCAUGGAUCUCGCCGCGUUGAUCUGGAACCAGUUCCGCGCCUCGUCCGACCCAGAGCGCAAAGAGGCUCUGUUGGGCGAGAUCAAAAGUCUCCCCGGCAUGCGCACAGAAGACGAGUUGCGGGAGUCUCACAUUGGAAUGUUAGUCGCGAACAUGCUGCGCAUCAUGGGGCCGGCAAGGGAAUAUCACAGGCAGAUGCAACUCAUUUUCAAGACCUGUAUUGACGGACUUGAAGACGAUGUUUCCUACAACGACAGCGAUUCGCUCAGAUUGUUGGCAAAGGUCUUGAGUUCGUUGGAUGGACUCGAGCAUGAUGCAAGGAUUACUAUUUCUUCGCAGUUCUCUAUCAUGGACCGUAACAUUCACGACAAUGAGAGCUCGAACGCUGGUUCCGAGAACGGAGACGGCAGUAACGCGGGUGAUGAUGCUGAGGGAGCUCCUGAUGUUGAUGCGGUAAAUGAGGAGCCUUCACCCGAAGCCAACCCCGAUGGAGGAGAAGCAAAGGCAGGGAACGGUGAAGGUCAAACUUCAGCAGACAUGAAGCCAGAAGAGAAAUCAGUAGAAGAACCCCCGAAACAGGAGCGUCACGACACGCCACUCGAUGGUUCCGAGUCGCCUCAAGUCAAUGGCAGCACAGACAACAAAGAGGCUACGAGCGAAAAUGUGGACGAAAGCAAAGCAGACAGCACCGAUGUUGACAACAAGGAUGGCGACAAGCCUGCAGAGGGCGAAGCCAAUGGCACCGAUGCCGAAGCAGACAAGAGCGAUGAGGAAGGCGACGAAGAGAAAGAGGACGAGGACGAGGACGACCAGGACAUUGGAGAGUACUACGUUGGCUGCGACGGCGGCUGCGGAACUUCCAUCUCCAGAUACACCGAGUCCUUCUACCUCUGCCUCGUCUGCCCUAACGUCGACCUGUGCGAGGACUGCCACACGAAGCGACAAGCCUGGAACCGCGGCGAGAGCGAACCAUCAUGGCAGAGCUUCUGCGGCGACCAUCACCAUUACAUCAAGACGCCCAUGAAGAAUUGGAGGGGUAUCAAGGACGGUGUGAUUAGGAUUGGAGAGGAGGAGACGACUGUGAAGGAGUGGAUUAAAGGGCUGAAAGAGGAGCGGUGGCCGGCAGCGUGGAAUAAUUACUGGACGAGGCAGAGCGGGUUGAAGGAUAUUGACGAUGGGGAAUGAUUAAUGAGGUCAAGAUACUAUGGAAUUGUGUAUUUGAGCGAGCGUUAAGAGCGUUGACUUCUUGAUACGACUGGAAAGCAUCUAGGCAAUAUGAAAAGCACUUAGCAAAUGGC